CGUAAAAAAGUGCAGCAGGUGAAUCGAGUCCCAUUAAUUCUCACUUCAUCACCUCCAUCAGUAGUUCCGUUCAUCAUCAUCUUCACCGAGAUAGACCACAAAUACCACUCUCUACGUUCAAUAUGCUUCCAUCCCUCCAAUCUUCCUCCACAAGAUUCAACCGAAUUGACCAACAAAAAGAGAACACUCAUCUACUCUAUUCAUUCAACUCAGUUCUCACCGUUUCAUCUCUCAGCUUCUCUGAUCUUCUCAGACUUCGCUUUUUGAUCGCCUUAUUCCAUUACCGUUACAUAUUCCACAUCUUCUAUGGCGCUUCUGUUUCUGACUUAUCGACGUUAUACACGAUUGCUCACGAAUUCCACUUAUGCGGUGAUGAAAACAUACGGAAGCCUGCUGAAUCCGCACUUGCUCAAUCGGAAAGUCGUCCUGGUUUCUGCUCUUGUCUUAUGGAGGUGAUAACUUCUAAUGAUCUAGCUUCUCAAGUUGAUGUUCGAUUGCUUGCUUCAGCAAUGUAUUUUAAGAACAGUGUGAAUCGAUAUUGGAGGAUAAAAUAUAUUUGUUCACCAUUUAUGUUGUAAAUGCUUGAUUCGGUUAUUGAACUAUAUAUGCAGGGGAUUAGCAAUGAGGAGAAGUUGCAUUUGAGGCAAAAACUAUUGUCAUAUCUCAGGGAAGAAAAUUAUCAGGUGGUCUUACUUCUGGCAGUGCUCAUCUCAAAAAUUGCUCGUAUCGUACCAAAAGAAUGGCCGGACCUCUUUUCUUCUUUAGCACAACAGCUUCAAUCAGCAGAUAUCCUUGCAUCCCAUAGGAUCUUUAUGAUUCUUUUUCGGACUCUGAAAGAGUUAUCCACAAAACGUCUCACUUCAGACCAGAAGAAUUUUGCCGAGGUAUAUGCUUUCUUUGAUUACAGCUGGCAUCUUUUGGCAAAAGAUCUACAAGCCAUAUUGCAUGGAUUCUCCUCAGCCUCAGUCAAAUAGUUUCCAAUGCUCUGGAGCUCCGACCUGAUGAUUUGUACUUUAACAUAGUGACAGAUGGUUCUAUGCAUAAAGAUAGUACGCCAGUUUAAUUUCUGGUUUCUAAGUGAUGCAAAAUCAAUGCAGGAGUUGAGGCCAGUCAAGGAAGUAUCUCCGGCUCUUUUAAAUAGCCAUUCGAUCUUUCCUCCAUAUCAUUCAUCUUUCAGAGACCAUCAUCCUAAAUUUUGGGAUUCUGAAGAAAGCUUGCCACGAAACUGAUGAAAAGUCUUGGUAGCAAUUCAGAAUAGACAUCCCUAUUCAUUUGGAGAUAAUAGUGUACUCCCAGUUGUAAUAGACUUCUGUUUGAAGAAUAUAAUGGAAUCUGACCCAGAUUUGAUGUCAUUUGAUCAAUUCCUUAUCCAAUGCAUGAAACUGGUUAAGUCUGUACUAGAGUGUAAGGAUAUACAAGCCAAGCUUGACUGGUCGUUGUCACAGAUGAAACUGGGGCUACAUUUGAGCAGAUGAAGAAAAAACGCUUCUAGUAUUGCUGCUGGUGUUCUUGCUUCUCUUUUCCCUGGGGAUCAAGUUGUCCUGCUAUGUAAUGUGUUAAUAAGAAGGUAUUUUGUUUUAACACCAGGCGACUUGGAGGCAUGGCAUGAAAAUCCUGAAUCUUUUCAUCACGAGCAAGACUCAGUUCUUUGGUCGGAGAAACUAAGACCGUGUGCUGAGGCGUUAUACCUUGUUUUGUUCGAAACUCAUAGUCAAUUGCUUGGUCCUGUUGUAGUUUCCCUUCUUCAAGAGGCCAUGAAUGGUUGUCCAAGUUCAGUCAGUGAAAUCACUCCAGGGUUGCUUCUCAAGGAGGCUGCUUAUGGUGCUGCGGCAUAUGUUUAUUAUGAACUUUCAAACUAUCUGAGCUUCAAAGACUGGUUCAAUGGAGCUCUGUCUUUGGAACUCACCAAUGAUCAUCCUAAUAUGCGAAUCAUCCAUAGGAAGGUUGCACUUAUUCUUGGGCAGUGGGUUUCUGAGAUUAAAGAAGAUACCAGAAAACCAGUCUAUUGUGCCCUCAUCAGAUUGCUCCAGGACAGAGACCUUUGUGUCCGGUUGGCUGCAGCCCGCUCUCUAUGUUUCCUUGUUGAAGAUGCAAAUUUCUGUGACAGAGAUUUCUCAGAUCUUCUGUCAGUGUGUUGGGAUUUAUGUUUUAAGUUGGAGGAGGAAGUUCAGGAGUUUGACUCAAAGGUUCAAGUGUUGAAUGCAAUCUCCAUUCUAAUUGCUCAUGUUGGUGAAGUUGUUCCUUAUGCAAGCAAGUUGGUGCAAUUCUUUCAGAAGAGUUGGGAGGAAUCUUCUGGAGAAAGUCUUCUGCAGAUUCAACUACUUAUUUCGCUUAAAAACUUUGUGACUGCACUUGCUUAUCAAUCACCCAUUUGUUACAAUGUCCUGCUUCCCAUUUUACAAUGUGGAAUUGAUGUAAACAGCCCAGAUGAACUUCUGGAAGAUAGCAUGCUGUUAUGGGAAGCCACACUAUGUCAUGCACCUUCCAUGGUACCCCAGCUAUUGUCUUAUUCCAAACUUGUGGAAAUACUGGAAAAAGGUUUUGAUCACUUAAAGGUUGCUACAAAUAUAACUGAAGGCUACAUAAUUUUGGGUGGUUCUGAUUUUCUCAAUAUGCAUGCUUCUGGUGUUGCUAAGCUUCUUGAUCUGGUUGUUGGCAAUGUUAAUGAUAGGGGUUUGCUUUCAAUCCUUCCAGUCAUUGAACUUCUUAUUCAGUGUUUUCCUGUGGAGGUGCAGUUGAUUAGUAGUGUUCUCCAGAAAUUGGUUGUUAUAUGUUUAACCGGAGGAGAUGUUUGUGACCCUUCAAAGACAGCUGUGAAAGCAUCUUCAUCUGCUAUCUUAGCCCGGAUUUUAGUAAUGAACACAAAUUUCCUUGGGCAACUAACAUCCGAACCAUCAUUAUUAUUGAUCCUCCAAAAGUCUGGCUUUCCAGUGGAAGAAAACAUACUUCUUUGUCUAGUUGAUCUUUGGCUCGACAAGAUUGACAAUGUUACUUCUAUCCAAAGGAAGACAUUUGCUUUGGCCCUUUCCAUAAUUUUGACCUUGAGAUUACCUGAAGUACUUGACAAGCUUGACCAAAUCCUAAGUGUAUGUACAAGCGUGAUAUUGGGUGGGAAUGAAGACUUCAGUGAAGAAGAAUCCAGCAGUGACAACUUGAGCUCUAGCAGGCCUCAGUUUCCAAGCAAAGAAUUCAGGAAAAGACAGAUCAAAUUGUCCGAUCCAGUAAACCAGUUGUCUUUGGAGAACUAUGUGCGGGACAAUCUUCAAACAUGUUCUGCACUUCAUGGAGAGUCGUUUAAUUCAGCCAUUGGUAAAAUGCAUCCAGCAGCAUUUGCUCAACUUAAACAGGCGCUGAAGAUGCCUUGAACGGCUACAUUAUUACGGUGGCAUGUUGUUCUAGAUCCUCAAAUUUCUCCAUAUGGUCCCAGUAAAGGCGAGCUUUUGUGUGUAUUGAAGUUUUGGUGCUGUUGUGGCAAUUAUCUGCAUAUAAUUUUCUCUGUUGCGUCUGGUUUGGUGAUUCAUCUUCUUCUUCUUUCCCGAGCUUGAGAGUCAAAUUCUUCAGGUCUGCCAUCAUGUUUGAAGAUCAUAUCUCCCGAAUUCAUCAAGAAUCUACUGCACAAGAUUUUGGUGUUCUUCAAAUGAGAAGAGAAUGUGAAGGCGGGCCUUAGGCACAAUUAUUAUGUUGCCCCCAAAAGGUUUAGACUCUUUCUGCUCUCUUUUUUUACUUUAAUUCUUUUGUAUUACUAUCACCUUGAGAGCUGCAAUAGAUUUCAGUGCGACGAGAGGAGUUCUAAGAGUCGUGUUUUGAUCAAAUAUUGGAAUUGUGUUGUUUUCCUCUCUAAAUUAUUAUUAUUAUUGUAAGUUCUUGUUAUAAUACUAUUACUAAAUGGGAUUUGUUAUUGGAAGUG
Molecule: messenger RNA, 3907 nt
Organism: Impatiens glandulifera
Lineage: Eukaryota; Viridiplantae; Streptophyta; Magnoliopsida; Ericales; Balsaminaceae
Product: importin-11
Biological process (GO): protein import into nucleus
Cellular component (GO): nuclear envelope; cytosol
Molecular function (GO): small GTPase binding
Source: RefSeq, a predicted model, not a curated record